ACCAGACAGUCGACGACACCUCCUUCGACGAGCUGACGGCUCUACUGGAUCAGCCGGCCGGAUUUCCUUAUCGCGACCUGCGACAUUUUGCGCUUACAUUUGGCUAUAUGGGGACUCGAGAGUUCAACUAUGAGGGUGUUGUGUUCGUCGAGGACUUCAUGGCGCGUUUGGGCACGCAGCUUUCGCACUGGACGUCCCUCGAGUCUUUCGUGCUCCACCACGACUUGAUGGAUCGGCAGUGGCACGGUCCUCCGAAGGUGCCUUUGUUGGACGACACAGACUUUCCGACCCGUGGCUCUUGGGCGAACACCAACCACCCGUCGCUCCGGAACUGCCUCCGUUAUCAUCACGAUGCAUGGUCCGAUGACGAGGACGAGGUUGUAGAAGAGCUGCGCCGCACACUCGGGCGCGAGAUCGACAUAGACGACGACAGUGCAGGUAUCGACCAGAUAUGGCUCGAUCGACAUGAGUCCACCAUUGCUCGCGGCGUGCGCAAGAUAGCGGAUAUGUGCCAGCGGCUACGGUUCUUCCAGUGGUUCGUGGAUGACGAUGUGCCGAACCUGUCAUACACAUACAAGAUUGAUCGCUACACGGACGGGCGGGGGAGAGUAACUACUGGGCAGACGUCGAGCUUGGACUGCCUCAAGGGAGAAGUGCUGCCGUUCACGGUAGCGGUGGGUCAAGAGCUGCAGGCGGCCAGGGAAGCGUGGCAUGCGCGUCUGGAUUGCUGGGGCUAGCUGGCGAUUGCUUCUCAAUACUGUAUAUACCUGAUGGUCUAUCUUAUCUAUCUGCAUAGAAAGGAAGCCGUAGAAGCUC
This is a messenger RNA of Schizophyllum commune H4-8, 816 nucleotides long. RefSeq lists its product as uncharacterized. The coding region runs from base 108 to 737 and encodes 209 amino acids. NCBI's taxonomy places the organism in Eukaryota, Fungi, Basidiomycota, Agaricomycetes, Agaricales, Schizophyllaceae. The record is from RefSeq and is a predicted model, not a curated record. The transcript is spliced from 2 exons.